Molecule: messenger RNA, 834 nt
Organism: Aureobasidium pullulans EXF-150
Lineage: Eukaryota; Fungi; Ascomycota; Dothideomycetes; Dothideales; Saccotheciaceae
Product: thioredoxin-like protein
Exons: 2
Biological process (GO): response to oxidative stress; hydrogen peroxide catabolic process; cell redox homeostasis
Cellular component (GO): cytosol
Molecular function (GO): thioredoxin peroxidase activity
Source: RefSeq, a predicted model, not a curated record
GCUUUAGCAUCAAUCAUGCCUAGAGUCUCUGUCGGUAAGCCGGCUCCUGACUUCACCGCCACGGCGGUGAUGGACGGCAAGCUCAAAGAAAUCUCCCUGAGCGCAUACACUGGCGCCAAUCACUGGGUCGCUCUUGUCUUCUUUCCAAAGGCCUGGUCAUUCGUCUGUCCCACCGAGAUCCGCGCAUACAGCGAACGUCUUGAGGAGUUCCUCUACUCCCGCUCCUGUGCCGUUGUCUUCGCCUCGACUGACACAGAGCUGUGUCUUCGUGCUUGGAAUCACACCAACGAAAUGGAAGGAGGUCUCGGCGGAGUCCACGUACCCCUUAUGAGCGACAGCAACCACAAGAUCAGUCGCGACUAUGGCGUCUUGCUCGAGGAUGAAGGUGUCGCCGAGCGUGCUCUCUUCAUCAUCGAUCCCAAGGGCAACAUCAGAAACAUCACCAUCAGCGACGCAGAUGUCGGACGAAGUGUUGACGAGACCCUACGGAUCAUCGAUGCCCUUGCCUUCAAGGAUGAGUUCGGUGAGGGGUGUCCUGUCAACUGGAAAAAAGGCGACGCCGGCCUUAAGAUGGCCGAGCAGACCCGAGUCGACGGCCCUAUCGAGAUGAAGAAAUCUUGGAGCGAGUGGGCUAGACCGAAGCUCCAACGUGCUUGGAGUGGUCAAUCGCAGAGAUCUAUCGGUAGCGGCACUCUCAAAACAAUGGGUCAUUUCAAAUCACUUUCCGAAACACCACCAUCGCCGCUUUACUCGCCUACCAGCUCUGCUUUCGGCAUCAUGGAGAAGAACAUGGAAGCUGCUAUGGCUAACCACUCCAUUGGUCUUGCUACUUAG